Molecule: messenger RNA, 576 nt
Organism: Trichoderma citrinoviride
Lineage: Eukaryota; Fungi; Ascomycota; Sordariomycetes; Hypocreales; Hypocreaceae
Exons: 2
Coding region: 1-489 (162 amino acids)
Source: RefSeq, a predicted model, not a curated record
AUGGCCGUGGGCUUGCAUUUUGGCCCCUUUGCACGAUUCUCGCGGCGCUGGCAUGGUAUCGCGGCAAGAAGAGCUCUACCGCCAGAGCAGAGAGGAACAGAAAAAGCAAACAGCGGGGAGACUUCAGCUCGAAUUCUGCGGCUCUUUGGCCUUGGUGGAGAACCCCGCUGUCCUCGCCAGACCCCGCCUAUCCAAGACCCGGAGCUGCGAGAUAGUGGUAGUAAGGGACGGCAGCGAGCACGCAAGCAGCAACAGGGCCGUUGUCUGAUCCGAAGCACGGAGCAUCUGCGGUGUCCCACGGGGGACAGACCCUCUGCGUCGAAGCCUGAAGUUGCUGAUCCCUCUACUUUGAGGCUAGCACUCAGGACGCUCGAGUUCCCUUGUCCUUACUUUAAGCAUGGACCUGGUGCCUUUCCGGUGACACGCAUUUGGCAAUCGCAAGAUGACAACUGCGGCAAAGGCAGUUGGGGACGCUCACACGUGGUAUAGUUGCAGUGAAUUCUUCCUACUUGGCACCCUGCGCACCUCCAUCUGCACGGCCCGACGAGAUGAGUGUACGGGGUAGCAGCCAUGUUG